AUGGGUCAUAUGAAACUGUUAACAGACCUGUAAAAACCAAAAGUGUAGUUAUGGUCUUAGCUUACUUUAGAUUCAUUAUGUUGUAAAGAAGAAAAAGAAGAAGAACAAAUCUCGAAAAUCUAUUUGGAAUUGGAUUCAAUAUCAUGUGGUUCAAGAUUUACAAUUCCAAAAUGAUGGUAUUGUUGGUGUUUCUUCUUCUGGGUGCAAAUCAUCUCUGCAAUUCAAUUGCUUACGGUUCCCAUUCCUCUUCAACUGACACCACCAUGCACACCAAUAACUGGGCUGUUUUGGUCUGCACCUCUCGCUUUUGGUUUAAUUACAGACACAUGGCUAAUACUUUAUCUUUGUAUAGGACAGUUAAAAGACUAGGAAUACCCGAUGAGAGGAUAAUACUCAUGUUGGCUGAUGACAUGGCUUGUAAUGCUAGGAAUAAGUACCCCGCUCAAGUCUUUAAUAAUGAGAAUCAUAGACUUAAUUUGUACGGAGAUAAUGUUGAGGUAGAUUAUCGAGGUUAUGAAGUGACAGUUGAAAAUUUUUUGCGGGUUUUGACGGGACGACAUGAGGCUGCUGUUCCAAGAUCAAAGCGUCUUAUAAGUGAUGAAGGAAGUCACAUUCUCCUGUACAUGACAGGACAUGGUGGAGAUGAAUUCUUAAAAUUUCAGGAUUCUGAAGAGCUCCAAAGUCAUGAUUUAGCUGAUGCUGUGAAGCAAAUGAAGGAAAAGCGUAGGUUUAAGGAACUGCUGAUAAUGGUGGAUACUUGCCAAGCUGCCACUCUAUUCAACCAGCUUCACUCGCCUGGUGUUUUGGCUAUUGGAAGCAGCUUGAAAGGAGAGAACUCAUACUCACAUCACUUGGACUCUGAUGUUGGUGUUUCCGUUGUGGAUCGUUUUACAUUCUACACCCUUGCAUUCUUUGAGAGGCUAAGUAUAUAUGACAAUUCCUCAUUGAACAGGCUUUUUACUUCAUAUGAUCCAAAUUCACUGAUGUCAACUGCAUAUUACCGGAAAGAUCUAUACCAACGAAGUCUGGAGCAGGUACCUGUGACAAACUUUUUUGGCUCAGUCAUGGAAACCAUACAUACUGAUUCUGCUUAUAGAGCUCAUCAAAGAAAAAACACAUUCAGAGUCCUGACACCUUUGGAGAAAUCAGUUGACCCUGGCGAGAGGACUUUAAACUCAAACGUUGAGGAUCAAGUUAGUGGUAUAAAGACAGAGGGUUGUCCUUUUACAAGAAUGUGGAAUGCAUUCGACAGCAAGGUGGAUAGUAUUGAUGAUAUUGAUUCCUUGGUGAAUUAUGGACUAAUUAUGAUGGUUCCGGCUUUGAUAGUUUCUGUAUGGCUGUCAUCAUGAAAGAUAGAAAGAAGCAUCUUCUAUUUGAUUCUCUCCAUCCAGGCACUUGAGCUGCUCACAUCUGAUUCCCAUGUUGCGGUUUGGUUAGGUUAUGUGACCCGAUAUCUGCUGAAUCAGUUCUUGUACCAUCUUUCGUUCUUGUAUCAUUUUUCCUUGCUGUACCAUCAGUGUUAGGAAAGGGAGAUUUAUGUACCAUCCUGAUUGCUUUUCUGAUUUUUAAGCUGUGAGUCUGUAAUUACAUUGAGAAGGAUAAUCCCUUAAAUUUUCAUUGUUAAUCUAAUUAUAUGCUGGGAUAUAUGAAAGUAAACAAUUGUUAAA
Molecule: messenger RNA, 1667 nt
Organism: Ricinus communis (castor bean)
Lineage: Eukaryota; Viridiplantae; Streptophyta; Magnoliopsida; Malpighiales; Euphorbiaceae
Product: putative GPI-anchor transamidase
Exons: 10
Coding region: 144-1349 (401 amino acids)
Biological process (GO): attachment of GPI anchor to protein; protein localization to cell surface; proteolysis
Cellular component (GO): GPI-anchor transamidase complex
Molecular function (GO): GPI-anchor transamidase activity
Source: RefSeq, a predicted model, not a curated record